Messenger RNA from Dioscorea cayenensis subsp. rotundata (Guinea yam), 1011 nucleotides. RefSeq lists its product as uncharacterized. The record is from RefSeq and is a predicted model, not a curated record. The coding region runs from base 49 to 684 and encodes 211 amino acids. The transcript is spliced from 4 exons. Gene Ontology annotation, molecular function: zinc ion binding. NCBI's taxonomy places the organism in Eukaryota, Viridiplantae, Streptophyta, Magnoliopsida, Dioscoreales, Dioscoreaceae.
UUUUGCUCUCUUUUAUCCCUCUUUCUCUGAUUCUCGCCGCCAAGAAAAAUGGCGGGAUUUGGUUUGCAAUUCAAGAAGCUGAAGGAUCGGAAGAACCCCAAAUGGCUUGGAUCGCUGCUGAAGAAGAAGUUCUUUAGGGUUUGUGAGGAUCAUCGGAGUGCUCGGAAGAGUGAGAUGAACAUCUACUGCAUCGAUUGUGACCUCUGUAUGUGCUCUCACUGCUUGGUUUCGCCGGCGCGGCCGUCCGGUGGUCAUCGAUCGCAUAAGAUCCUUCAGAUCCGGCGAUAUAUCUAUCAGGAUGUAAUUCGAAUUCUUGACAUGCAGAGCCUCUUGGAUUGCUCCGGUGUUCAGCCGUACACAGUGAAUAAUGCGAAGGUGGUGUUACUUAGACGUAGGAAGCAAUCUAAACCGUCGAGAGCUUCCACAUCAUGUGAGAUGUGCGGCCGAGCUAUCACUGAUCCCAAUCGUUAUUGCUCCAUCGCCUGCAAGGUUUCAAAAGGGCCAACCAAAAUGGUUCCAUCUUCACCGUCAAUCUCAUCUCUUGAUGGUGAUCACGAGGCGGCUGAGGAGAUCUCGUGCUGUGUUUCCUCAAUUGAACCCCAGCCAUCGGAUUCGAGUGAGGUGGCGAUGAGGAGAAAGAUCAACGAUCGUAAAGGCAUCCCAAAGAGGGCCCCAUUGUUCUGAAUCUGAAAGGGGAAAUUAUAUAUAUAUAUAUAUAAAUCUAUAAAUUAAAAGAUGUCGGCAUUUGGUGGAAAAUAAUUAUUAAUUUAUUGAGCAGGGUUUUGUGAUUGCGGAUUUAUGUUUGGGGAAGUGUGAUGAUUGAUUGGAACUGGGCCGUUGGAUGGGAAGAGGUUGGUGUGGUGGCCGACAAACAGCCGUGAUUCGUUGGGUCCCGUUUUCCGAUGUUAAGUGCCGUCAUUUCGUUGGAUUGUUGUUGCUAAACGGGUCGGGUUUGGUUCGAUUUCUUGAUCUGAAUCCGCGAAAUAUAUAUAUAUAUAUAUAAUGCAUCAA